Cyprinus carpio (common carp) is the source of this 2900-nucleotide messenger RNA. RefSeq names its product palmitoyltransferase ZDHHC22-like. Gene Ontology annotation, molecular function: palmitoyltransferase activity. Gene Ontology annotation, biological process: protein palmitoylation. Lineage: Eukaryota; Metazoa; Chordata; Actinopteri; Cypriniformes; Cyprinidae. Gene Ontology annotation, cellular component: Golgi apparatus. The transcript is spliced from 2 exons. The record is from RefSeq and is a predicted model, not a curated record. The coding region runs from base 435 to 1277 and encodes 280 amino acids.
AAUUUCGUUUGGCUCUCUACUGGAGCACAAAUUUCACACCUCUCCUUAUUUACCUAUGAAAGUUCAAAAACAAUUAUUAUUUCCAAAUUAUUAUUUUUCUCUGAAGACAUGCAAUUAUGUGAGCACAAUUCCAGUUCAUUUCAUUUGAACUUGCUUAAUACUUGUUGGGACAGAUAUGAUUCUUUAUUGACAGACAGUGAAAACUAUCCAUGUAUUUUUAUUAUUUUUUUUAUUAAAAAAUAUAUAUAUGUAUUUAAAGCAUUAUAAAGUAUAAGUUAAGUUUACAGUAUGCCAGUAACUUUCUUUCAUUAUUUUUGAUUCAAGUAGUUUUAUUUUUCAUAGGGAUAAACUGCUUUUAAAGUUUAUGAUUUUAUACUCUUCAUUUAAAUACAUUUUCUGAAUUAAGAAUUUUUUUUAAUUAAUCUAACACAGGCAUGUUGUUCAGGAUGGUAAAACUCAGACUACUCAAUACGAUUGCACCUGUAUACUUCUACACUGCAACCGUGGUCACAUUCACCCUCCACUUCCUCCUCUUCAUGCCCACUGUUUUCCAAAGUCCAGAUGAGGCGCUAAAUCCCACCAUGCUGGUCCACAUUGGCGUCUUUCUAUUCCUCAUUGGGAACGCGCUGGGUAAUUACACAAUGACUAUAUGGUACCCAUCUGAGAGUGCCAACGAGACAGUUAUUCCAGUCUGUUCACCUGACUGCCCGGACCGAAUUGACGCCCACUACCUCCUGAAUGGACGCCACUUCUGCAAAGUGUGUAAGAAAGUGAUUCUAAAACGGGACCACCACUGCUUUUUCACAGGAAACUGUAUUGGGAAUAAGAACAUGCGCUACUUUAUUAUGUUCAGCAUCUAUACGUCCUGCUGUUGUCUGUAUUCGUUGGUAAUUGGGGUGGCGUAUCUUACGACGGAAUACUCCAUUUCCUUUGAGAACCCACUGACGUUCCUCACUCUUCUGCCGCUCUCGACAGGUUACUUCUUCCUUGGUUCGAUUUCCGGUCUCCAGUUCUUUCUGGUUAUAAUGCUGUACGUCUGGCUGGGUAUUGGACUAGUGAGCGCUGGUUUCUGCUGUCAACAGCUUCUACUAGUAGCCCGAGGGCAAACCUGGUGUGAGCUACAAAAAGGGCAGUUGUCAGAGGGUCGGGGGACCUGGCGUGCCAACCUGACUGAUGUUUUUGGUUCCCGGUGGGCUCUGGGCCUUUUCCUACCAGUUCAGACUGUGGAGACCAAACCUGGGAACUGGCAGGUCUACCAUGAUCACAAACAUGACUGAAAAGCCAAGAACUUGCCAUAUCAGUGUGUUUAUCAUAAGUUGGCCUGUGUGGAACAGUUAUUAAAUAUGAUCAGUUCACUCGAGUUGUGUUAGCCCACACAACUGAUCUACAUUUUUAGUGGAUUUCUGUCAUCGCUGCACAAAUUAGGAGAGUGUUAUGUCACAAAGGUGUGGUAAAGCCAAUAUCUAUGUCUGUCAUCACUGUGCUGAAACUCAAUUUCAGCCCUAGUUCAGGGCAGCAGUGAUUAGCAGCGGUAACAUCAGAGAAGGAGGCCAGGAUUAAAGGAUGGAUGGGUAUUUACAAAACAAUGCACACUAGUUAAUCAGAACACUAUUACACAAGUGGCCUGCUAAAAUGUGGGUAACAUUUAGGUUAGUUAGAAAUUUUGGCCACAUGCCACAAGAAAUUUAAAUGUAACAUUGAAAUGUACUGAACUGCGAUUUAAAAAAAUAAAAAAAAUCAACAUACUGUAGGUAAUGCAUAAAUGAUACAUGAAAUAAAUACUUUUGGCUCAGUUUCUUUUAGUACUUUUAAUUAGCAAGAAUGCAUUAAAAUUGAUUAAAAGUGACAGUAAAGACAUUUAGAAUGCAACAAAAGAUUUAAAUAACUGCUGUUCAUUUAAACUUUAUAUUCAUCAUCCUAAUGGUUUACACAAAUAUUAAGCAUCACAGCUAUUUUCAACAUUGAUAAUUUAAGUUAUCAUUUGAUAAGUUAUUUUAAAUUGUACUAUUUUCCUAAUAUUAUUGUUUUUACAGUAUUUUUGAUUUUUAGUUAGCAUAGGAGACUUUGAAUGGUAAUGUAUGUCUUCACAUACUUUGCAUUUCUAUUUAAACAUUACAGUUAUAUGAACUUUUUGAUACUACUUCCAUUCAAGAUUCAAAUUUCUGAAAUUUCAGUUCAUCCUGUUUCAGUUCAUUUCAACAUAUUUCUGUUACUAGACCAGGAUUUAAUUUUCAAUUCAUUUCUGAAUAGCACACAUGUACUUGAUACCAUCAUCAUUCUUCUAAAAAUGUCUGUUGUUUCAUAUCUUUAAUUAUCUUUGUCUUUGGCAGUAAAUGUGUGCUUAUGUUUCUGUGCACUCUGUCCAACAUGGUCAAAAUAGUAAUAAUGGAGGGUCGCACUAUUCUGUAAUUGAAACCCACUUAUAAAACAGCAAUCCACUAUUAAGUUUCAUGUCAGCGUUUCAAUUAUUAUAAGUGCACACUCACGAUUGCUCCGCUCUCAGUCCUGUUUGACGUUUGGAAACAUGGCCCCUCAACAUCCUUUGGCUGCAGCUGAAUUGAGCAUCUUAUCUUAUCAAAACAUCUUAACUCUUCAUGUCCAUCUUGACUGGAUCAGUUGACUAUGCUUUGUUUAGUUGUUUAGAAGCUGCAGUUUCCAUUUGCAUUGCCAAUUACACUAUCACAGCUAAAAUUUAUAUUUUCAUGUCAUUUUUCUACCACCUAUUUAGUUAUUAUACUGUUGUGAAUUAAUACAUUUCUGUAUUAAUAAGUUUCUGUAUUUGAUACUUAAAAAAUAUGGCAUGCAAUGAUAAUGAACAUGCAUUUUCUGUUGAGGAAUAUAGUAUUUUCUCUCCAUAUCACUGUGUGCUGUGUAUGCUCUUCUGUGUCAUCCGUGCCACA